Molecule: messenger RNA, 2649 nt
Organism: Exophiala bonariae
Lineage: Eukaryota; Fungi; Ascomycota; Eurotiomycetes; Chaetothyriales; Herpotrichiellaceae
Exons: 3
Coding region: 1-2649 (882 amino acids)
Biological process (GO): mitochondrial translation; leucyl-tRNA aminoacylation
Cellular component (GO): mitochondrion
Molecular function (GO): leucine-tRNA ligase activity; ATP binding; aminoacyl-tRNA deacylase activity
Source: RefSeq, a predicted model, not a curated record
AUGCAGGGACAACAGAGCUCUUACGUUCUUCCCAUGUUUGCGUACCCUUCCGGAUCCCUUCAUAUGGGUCAUCUUCGUGUGUACACGAUAUCCGAUGUCCUUGCUCGAUAUCGACGCAUGAAAGGUGAACAUGUCCUUCACCCAACUGGAUGGGAUGCAUUUGGAUUGCCUGCCGAGAACGCUGCGAUUGAGCGUGGUAUCGAUCCUGCGGUUUGGACACAGGAGAAUAUCACCAAGAUGAAGGCACAACUAAAGAGCAUGAACACACAAUUUGAUUGGGAUGCAGAAAUAUCAACAUGUUCACCAUCUUUCUACAAGCAUACACAGAGCAUCUUUUUGAGGCUAUAUCAGAGAGGUCUGGCAUAUCAAGCUGAGGCGCUGGUGAACUAUGAUCCUGUUGACAAGACCGUUCUUGCGAAUGAACAGGUUGAUAGCAACGGAAGGUCAUGGCGGUCCGGAGCACUGGUACAGCAGAUUACCCUCCGACAAUGGUUCUUCCGAAUCACCGCCUUUAAAGAAGCUCUCUUAGAAGACCUAUGGUAUCUUUCCGAAGUGGGAGAAUGGCCGGAUCGAGUUGUCACUCAACAGCGCAAUUGGAUUGGCCGCUCCGUUGGUGCACGAAUCCAGUUUACUCUGGCCGACCGCGAAGGCCAAUCUACUCCUGUUCGCGUCUUCACAACUCGCCCAGAUACUCUCUUCGGUGUCAAAUUCAUUACCUUGUCUAUGACUCACCCCCUUGUCAAGCAGCUUGCACCGACUACUCCGGGAUUGCAAGAGUUUCUCGAUAGACGGGCAUCCUUUGCACCUGACUCCAAGGAAGGCUUUGAGCUUCCCCUAUCUGCAAUCAAUCCUUUGUCAGAAAUAACUGGCACUUCGUCCGAUAUGUUGCCUGUAUUCACUGCUCCAUAUGUCUUGGAGAACUACGGAGAAGGUGCUGUUAUGGGGGUUCCAGCUCACGACUCGCGAGAUUUGGGUUUCUGGAAGACCCAACGAAAAUUAGCACCAGUCCCGAUUGUUGUUACUCCCACCAAUCCCAAAGAGCGGCAUACCAAUCUGCACAUCGCCGACCUUCCAUCAGCAUACACAGGGCAUGGUGCCCUAACAGAGCUAUGCGGCCAUUACUCUGGCCUACUCAGCGAAGAGGCAGGAGCGAGGAUCAUUCAAGACUUGAAUAAAAAAGGACUGGCGGAGCCAUUCGAAACAUGGAAACUUCGUGAUUGGCUUAUCAGCAGACAACGCUAUUGGGGAACUCCUAUCCCGAUCAUUCAUUGUUCGAGUUGUGGCACUGUAUCAGUCCCCGAAAAAGACCUCCCAGUGGAAUUGCCUAAGCUCGAUUCCUCUAUCCGAGGCCAAACAGGCAACCCAUUGGACAAAAUCGAUGAUUGGGUCAAUUGUCAGUGUCCGAAAUGCAGUGGUCCUGCCAAAAGAGAGACCGAUACAAUGGACACCUUCGUGGAUUCAUCGUGGUACUUCAUGCGCUUCUUAGAUUCCUCGAAUGAGGUUGAACCAUUCUCAUCUAAAUCAACCGAAGGUAUGGGAUCAGUCGACUUGUAUGUUGGAGGAGUGGAACAUGCGAUCUUGCACCUACUCUAUGCACGUUUCAUUUAUAAAUUUCUCAACAGUGAGGGACUUGUAUCUAACGGUGAAGGUUACGCCGAGCCAUUCAGGAGGCUGAUUGCUCAAGGUAUGGUGCACGGGAAGACAGUUUCAGAUCCAGACACUGGGAGGUUCCUUCUACCGCACGAAAUCGAGCUGGGCGGAGAUCUUCCAACCAUCAAAGCAACGGGUAAACCGCCCAAUGUGACAUGGGAGAAGAUGUCUAAGAGCAAGUAUAACGGAGUGGAUCCAUCCACCUGCAUUGAGAAAUACGGUGCCGACGCACUAAGAGCUCACAUCCUAUUUGCAGCGCCGGUCAGCGAAGUGCUGCAGUGGGACGAAGAGAAGAUUGUGGGGAUACAACGGUGGUUUGGCCGUGUGCACCGUUUAGUGAACGACCUCGCAGCUUCAUCAGGAGGGUUAGUGUCUGCCAGCUCAACAAGCGAGGUGGACGUCGGCAAUCUUUCAGAAGCUGACGCGACAGUACUGCUGCAUGCGCAUUGCACUAGCAAGACAAUUACUGAGACCUUCUCGGAGAAUGUCUACAGCCUAAACACAGCCAUAUCCGACCUGAUCAAGUUGACCAACGCACUGCAUGAGAGUGGAGUGCAAUCGCUCUCACCACCAACCGCCCAUAUCACUAUCACAGCACUUCUCAAGAUGAUGGCACCCGUCGCCCCAGCAUUCGCAGAGGAAUGCUGGGAGAGGAUUAACCUGUGCACCUCCACUGAGGGGAGAACCGCUGAGAGCAUUUUCAGCACCUCGUGGCCAAGCGACAUCCUGUCGGAUGAGCAAGAAGAAACCUUGCGAAGUCGACGGCAGGCCAUGGUCUGUGCCGUGCAAAUCAACGGCAAACUGCGCUUUACGAUCAAUGUAAGGCCUCCAACUACAGGCGAAAGCGAAGACAACAAGGCAAAGCGAGAGGCCGAGAUUAUCAAUGCCAUCCGUGCGACCGCUGAAGGCCGUCUGUGGCUGACUGAAAAGAACGACUGGGAGAAGAGGAAGAGAGUCGUCGUUGUGCGUGACGGAAAGGUGGUCAAUUUUGUCUUUUGA